This is a messenger RNA of Penicillium vulpinum, 660 nucleotides long. RefSeq names its product Acyl-CoA N-acyltransferase. Bases 1 to 660 code for a protein of 219 amino acids. NCBI's taxonomy places the organism in Eukaryota, Fungi, Ascomycota, Eurotiomycetes, Eurotiales, Aspergillaceae. The record is from RefSeq and is a predicted model, not a curated record. The transcript has 2 exons. Gene Ontology annotation, molecular function: acyltransferase activity, transferring groups other than amino-acyl groups.
AUGGCUCCCUUUGUAAUCUCUCAAUGCAGCAUCGCUGACGGUACCACCCUAGCCGCCAAUAGCAUCCCCGCUUUCUGGGCUGACCCGCACUGGGUCCUGGCCUGGCGCCAUCGGACCCUCGAGUACCACGUUUCGCAGAUAGCCCUGCGCUUCCCGCGCAACCUGCUGAAUAACCGGGAGGCAUUGCGACAUCAGAAAGCAGUGGAUAUAGAUACGGGUCGCAUACUCGGCUACGCCCGAUGGCGCUUGCCAACGUCUUAUGAGAUAAACACAGAUGAUGGCACGCCGACAUGGCCUGACGCCCAGGUCCCGGCGGUUGAGCCCGGAAAGGAGGCCGAGAUCCGGCGGAUUGCCAAGACUGUUAUUUGGGAUCCCAACGAUGAUGCUGACGAGCUGUUGGAUCGCAUAAACGCACUUGAAAAGGAAGUGACGCCAAAAACACCAUAUUACAGAGAAAUAUUCCCUGGUCUGACACGUCGGUUGAUAGGUCUGGAAUACCUUGCUGUGCAUCCAGAAAACCAGCGUAAAGGAGUCGGGACGGCAUUGGUGAAGAGCGGAAUGGACCAGGCUGACAAGAUGGGAUUAAACAUUUUCGUUCACGCUUUGAGAGAGGGAGCUGAACUCAGAGCUCGUCCAGGACGACUCCCCGUAUGGUGGUAG